AUAAUUGAUCUGCGCAUGCGCACUACUACUACACGGGUACUGAUUUCUGUGUGAUUGCAUGAGAUCGUACAAAAUGACACUUUUUCAUUUUGGAAAUUGUGUGGCUCUUGCCUAUAUUCCAUACUUCAUAGUCUACAAGUGUUCUGGAUUGUCAGAAUACAGUGCAUUCUGGAAAUGUGUUCAAGCGGGGACAGCGUACCUCUUCACUCAGCUAUGCAAGAUGAUGAUCUUAGCAACAUUCUUCCCUACGUCAGAAGGUGGAGUCAACCAUUUAGACAUCAUGGGGGAAUUUAUGAAAUCAACGGUUGACCUUGGGGACCUGAUAGGGUUCUACUUCAUCCUGAACAGCAUCUCGGCGAAGGGAGAGCUGAAGUUCUUGGUAGCGGGAGUUGGAUGGGCCACUGCGGAGCUUAUCAUGACGAGGGUCGUUCCUAUGUGGGUCGGAGCUAGGGGAACCGAGUUUGACUGGAAGUAUAUACAACUCAGCCUGGAAUCUAAUGUCAAUCUGGUGCAGCACAUAUCGACAGCCGCUUUAGUAUGGCUUUGGAGUCGGCAUGAUUUAAACAAGUCUGUACAGCCGAUUGUAGUGACGUUACUGGCCCUAAGUUCCUACAAGCCUCUCGUUAUUGAAAUUUUGAUCCAUGCUGCGGGGCUUGGCUCGUGGACCCUCCUCGUUGCGAAGUCACUCUUUACAUUCAGUGUUGGUUUUGUAGCAUUACAGCUCUACGUGGGACUACAAGGAACAGCAAAUCAUUAUACUAAAUAAUUAGUUAAUCUAAGAUAUUCUUUGAUUGUAUAUUUACAAGAAAAGCAUUGAUAGGCUAGAUACCGAGUGUUAUGGUUUGUGUAAAGCAAUGGGAAGGUAUGCCAGGGCCCUGUCUUACAAAGAGUUACGAUUGAUCCAAUCAAUCUCAACUGUAUGGAAAUCCAUCCAUACAUUUUUUUCAACAGGAAAUGAGCUCAAUAUCCUCAGUAAACAAAGAGAAUCACACUGGAUCUUCAAGAAAAUGAUGAAUGUAUGAAUAUACAUCAUAUCUAGAUUUUUUUUUAACAAACAUGCAUUUUAUAUGGUGACAUUGCUGGCCUUCCGUAGUUGAGGUCGAUCGGAUCAAUCGCAACUCUUUGUAAGACGGGGCCCUUGCGGGUGUUUCAUAAAGCUGUUCGUACAGAUACACAUGACCUUAUGACUGGAAUAUUUUCUUAGGUGCUAAGUCAGCUACGUAGGCAUGAUGGAGAUGUAUAAUUAAGCACGAGAAAGGGUCACAAGUCGUUCGUAAAAUCAUUCAUAACUUAUAAACAGCUUUAUGAUAUAUCCACCUUGGGAGCGUUUCAAAUUUUGUCUGACAAGUCGUCAGAUCUGACAACUUUCCUUGAUUUUGAUUGGCUGAGAAGCACAGUUCCUGUGGUAACUGUCGGAUAAAAUAAGACUUGUCAGAUUAACGUCCGUUCAUGAAACACUCCCCUAGUAACAUAAUUAUUAGCGAUUGAUCGUGGGGCUAAUUUCUAUGUCUGAUUCAUCGAUUGUUGUGUAUAAUCCAUCGUAAAAAUUAGUUCCACGAUCCAUCACUCUGCUUCAUGUUACAGGGACCUGUUCUGGCUGCAGGGAAGUUAACAUGUUGUUAACUGGAAUAGGGUGUUUGUAGUCUGCAGGCACACAGACCCUGAUUGAAACUUUGAUCAACAAGUGGGUCUUCGCACAAGACUAGCACAUAUGAAACUCGCUGUUUCAAUUUCUGUAGGCUGGGCAUCGAGGCCCGUUAGCUUGAGUGAAGGGUUUGCACAGCAGACUAUGGCGCUUCUGUUCAAAGCCUAUGGGAAAAUACAGAAAACAAUACUUAAUUGAUGAUGAAGCCUCGACAAUGUAAACAUAUAAUCAACGAUGAUAUUAUUUACUGUAAGGGGGGGGGGGUGGAUGGACUGGGGGGGUGUAGGGGACAUGGGUUUUUUUACAAGGAAAUAUACUGUGUAAUACCUCAUAGGAUAUGUCAUAUUAAAGUGCAAAUUAAGAAAUGAACGUAGAAUUGUUAGGUAACUUCAAUAAUGUAAGAAUAAAAUGGUUAUGGAAUAAUAAAAUGGUUCGACUAAUCAUCAAUCUAAUUCAAAUCAUUGCAUCUUGAAAAUGGUAAGAUUACAAAGUAUCAGGAUUUCUGGCAUGAAAUAUACAUGUAAUUUGUACUUUCUUACAUUUCUGAUGUCACUUUUGUUUACAGGAAAUUGCACAUGCUGGUAAUGGUAAUGUCCACAUUUGUGGAUUGGCUGUACAUGUAUGUCGACUUCACUCUAUAAUACUUGAAGAAUUUGAUUGUGACCUCAAGUUACAGAAUUCAGUUGUGAAUACAGUGAAUGACCAAUUAUUGUUUGGAUAUUAUGUACAUGUAUGGGUUUUUUGUUACAUUUGAAUGUAUGUUUGUUAUCUAUCCCUAUUAAAGGAUUGUUCUUGUACUGUA
Messenger RNA from Lytechinus pictus (painted urchin), 2447 nucleotides. Its product is annotated as BOS complex subunit TMEM147-like. The coding region runs from base 59 to 766 and encodes 235 amino acids. The transcript has 6 exons. NCBI's taxonomy places the organism in Eukaryota, Metazoa, Echinodermata, Echinoidea, Temnopleuroida, Toxopneustidae. The record is from RefSeq and is a predicted model, not a curated record.